AUGUCUACCCCAUCGACACCUGGCGCAAAGCCAGAGAAGACCAUGUCUUCUCGUCUUCUGACGAUGAAGUUCAUGCAACGCGCCGCGGCUGAAAAGUCCACGCCGCAGUCUUCCGGUGAGACUUCCACUACGCCGAUCUCGAAGCGUCAAAGACUUUCGACUGGAUCGGUACAAAGCCCAUCGACCCCUCAAUCGGACAUGGAUGCUGUCGCAGCCGCCCUGGCUGCCGAGGAGGAAAAGCGGAAGGAGGCGCUUGCUCGACAAGCCGCGGAGUCGGGUGAUACGGAAUGGGUCCUGGAUUACGGGUUCGACGCACCUGCACCCCAGCCGUUUAUCGUGGCCGACAGCUCCUUGGAUGCGGAUGAUGACGAUAUGGUCUACGGUGGUCGACAGGCCUAUGGCAACUACAAGCGAAAGAAGAAGAGCGCGGUCGGGGGAGAUGAGGAGGAAUCUGAUGAGGAUGACGACAGCGAAGCUGACCCUAACGAUAUGGACGCCAUGAUUAAGAAAGCAAAGAAGAAAGCUCAAAAGAAGGAAAAGACCAAGCCUCAGCCCGUCAAGCUUUCAGCACUGACGAGUAUUUCCGGAGGACGCCAUGGAGGCGGCGGCGGCGGCGGCGACAAGAAACAGAAGAAGCGCAAGCACAAAUAA
This is a messenger RNA of Aspergillus fijiensis CBS 313.89, 651 nucleotides long. RefSeq lists its product as uncharacterized. The coding region runs from base 1 to 651 and encodes 216 amino acids. The record is from RefSeq and is a predicted model, not a curated record. The transcript has 3 exons. Lineage: Eukaryota; Fungi; Ascomycota; Eurotiomycetes; Eurotiales; Aspergillaceae.